UUCCUUGUCCCAGCUCGAGGUGGUUGUGGUUUCGGCGAUGAGCUCCCAGAAAGGGAACGUGGCUCGUUCCAGGCCUCAGAGGCACCAGAAUACGUUUAGCUUCAAAAAUGACAAGUUUGAUAAAAGUGUUCAGACCAAGAAAAUUAAUGCAAAACUUCAUGAUGGAGUAUGUCAGCGUUGUAAAGAAGUUCUUGAGUGGCGUGUAAAAUACAGCAAGUACAAACCCUUAUCAAAACCUAAAAAAUGUGUUAAAUGUUUACAAAAGACAGUGAAGGAUUCUUAUCACAUAAUGUGUAGACCAUGUGCCUGUGAUCUUGAAGUUUGUGCCAAAUGUGGAAAGAGAGAAGAUGUUGUUAUUCCCUUUAAUAUAGAACCAGAAAAGACAGAAAAUGUUGAAAAUAAUCAACGUUCCAGCCACAGAAGAAGCUGCAGAAGAAAUGAAGAAAGUGAUGAUGAUUUAGAUUUUGAUAUUGAUUUAGAUGACACAGAAGAAGGCAAUCAGAUGGAUUGAUAUAACUAUAUUAAAAGACAGUUUGAAAGCAUGAAAA
This is a messenger RNA of Lipotes vexillifer (Yangtze River dolphin), 548 nucleotides long. It is a transcript of the gene CUNH9orf85, whose product is annotated as chromosome unknown C9orf85 homolog. NCBI's taxonomy places the organism in Eukaryota, Metazoa, Chordata, Mammalia, Artiodactyla, Lipotidae. The record is from RefSeq and is a predicted model, not a curated record. The coding region runs from base 38 to 511 and encodes 157 amino acids. The transcript is spliced from 4 exons.